This is a messenger RNA of Prunus armeniaca (apricot), 384 nucleotides long. NCBI's taxonomy places the organism in Eukaryota, Viridiplantae, Streptophyta, Magnoliopsida, Rosales, Rosaceae. The record is from the annotation of a GenBank genome assembly.
AUGCAGUCUUACAUUGGUGUGUUGGCACGCUCCAGAGUCCCACUUAUAGACAAGAAAUGGGUUGAAAUCCCCAAGGAUAUAAAGGAGCAGAUUUGGGAAGCCGUUGACAUGGCUUUUGUGAUAGGUCAAGGGGGCAAGAACCUAGUGUUAUCUUCUGCUGCCAAGAAAUGGAAGGAUUUCAAGUCUACACUAACGAGGCAUUAUAUCCUUCCAUACAUCAAGGAGAGGGAGAAAUUAAGCCAACCCCCUGAACUAUAUAAAUUCAUAGAGAAAGCAGAAUGGGAUGCCUUUGUGGCUUCAAGGUUAUCCCAAGAAUUUGUGUCUGUGCAUUCUCAACAUUCAAAGAUUAGGGAGAAACUUGAGUACAAUCAUCGAUUAUCUUGA